Molecule: messenger RNA, 1137 nt
Organism: Lottia gigantea (owl limpet)
Lineage: Eukaryota; Metazoa; Mollusca; Gastropoda; Lottiidae
Exons: 9
Coding region: 4-1134 (376 amino acids)
Biological process (GO): endonucleolytic cleavage of tricistronic rRNA transcript (SSU-rRNA, 5.8S rRNA, LSU-rRNA); ribosome biogenesis
Cellular component (GO): nucleolus
Molecular function (GO): RNA endonuclease activity
Source: RefSeq, a predicted model, not a curated record
AAAAUGUCAACAAACACAUUACAUUACGAAGGAUGCAAUUUCUUUCGACAAAGACUUGUUUUAGCAACACUUAGUGGUCGAUCAGUUAAAAUAAAAAAGAUACGUUCUAAAGACGAUGAUCCAGGUCUCAAAGAUUUUGAAGCAAGCUUUAUUAGAUUAUUAGACACACUUACUAAUGGUUCUAAAAUAGUUGUCAGUGAAACAGGAACAAGUUUGUUGUAUCAGCCAGGUAUUUUAGUGGGAGGAUCAUUUGAACAUGACUGUAAUCCACAAAGAUCUAUAGGUUACUUCUUAGAGGCCAUUAUUUCAUUAGCUCCUUUCACCAAAAAACCUAUCACUGCAAAAUUAAGAGGCGUUACAAAUGAUAAAAUAGAUCCAUCUGUUGAUCUAAUUCGUUUAACAACUUUACCAAUAGUCAAAAAAUUCUUAGGAACAGAUGAAGGAGUAGAAAUCAAGAUUAAUAGAAGAGGAGCAGCCCCUGAUGGUGGAGGAGAAGUUUUAUUUACUUGCCCAUGUCGUCAAAAAUUACGUCCAGUACAGUUUAUAGAUCCUGGAAAAAUCAAAAGAAUUAGAGGAAUAGCAUGGGCAGCUCGAGUGUCACCAGCAGUAACUAACAGAAUGGUUGAUGCUACAAGAAGUAUAUUAAAUAAAUUUUUAACAGAUAUUUAUAUUUAUACUGAUCAUGUCAAAGGCAGUCAAUCUGGCAAGUCUCCUGGGUUUGGCUUAACAUUAGUUGCUGAAACAACAAAUGGUGCAUUCCUUGGUGCUGAACAAUCAUCUAGUGCCAAAGGAUCUGGUGACCCUCCUACAAUACCUGAAGAUUUAGGCAAAGAAACAGCUAAAAAUUUACUGGAAGAAAUAUAUAGGGGAGGUUGUGUUGAUACCACUAAUCAAAGUGUAGCAGCAUUAUUUAUGGUAUUAGGUCAACAAGAUGUGUCCAAAAUACAAAUAGGACAAUUAACUCCUUACAGUAUUCACUUCUUACGGCAUAUCAAAGAGUAUUUUCAGUUAAUGUUUAAAAUUGAUCCAGUACAAGUUGCAGAAGAAGAGGAAGAUUUACAGAUAGGAGGAGAGAAAUUAUUAUUAACUUGUGUUGGUAUAGGAUAUUCUAAUGUCAGUAAAGCUAUUUUAUGAUCC